AAGCUGGUGUUUUUGCUCCAAGACAUGGCUGCAGCUUCCCAGGGAGGAGCCCAGGGGCAUCUCCAACACUCAGCCUUUCCCUCUGGACCCUUUUAAAAGAUUCAACAGCACCGUCUCUCUCCACUUCCAUCCUAGAAUGUAGAAUCUGCAAAGUGCCUUUUGUAAAGUUUCUUAAGGGCCCCAUCCCAGCCAAAAUGAAUCCCAGGGAAGAAAAAGUAAAAAUAAUUACAGAGGAGUUCAUUGAAAAUGAUGAGGAUGCAGACAUGGGAAGACAGAAUAAGAACUCAAAGGUUCGAAGACAGCCAAGAAAGAAACAGCCACCAACUGCUGUCCCCAAGGAAAUGGUGUCCGAAAAGUCUCACCGUGGCAACCGGCAGGAGCCUGUGCAGGAGGAGCCCAAGACCCACCUUCUGAGUAUGACAGUCCGGAGAGGCCCACGGAGCUUACCUCCAAUUCCUUCAACUUCCAGAACAGGCUUUGCAGAAUUUUCCAUGAGGGGACGCAUGAGGGAGAAAUUGCAAGCUGCAAGGUCCAAAGCAGAAAGUGCAUUGCUGCAGGAAAUCCCCACUCCUCGGCCCAGACGCUUACGAAGUCCCAGUAAGAAAGAACUGGAGACUGAAUUUGGCACAGAGCCAGGGAAAGAGGUAGAAAGGACUCAACAAGAAGUUGAUUCCCAAAGUUAUUCAAGAGUCAAGUUCCGUGAUUCUGCACGAAAAAUCAAGCCUAAACCCCAGGUUCCACCUGGCUUCCCUUCUGCAGAAGAAGCCUAUAACUUCUUUACUUUCAACUUUGAUCCCGAACCAGAAGGAUCAGAGGAAAAACCAAAAGCAAGACAUAGAGCGGGAACUAAUCAAGAGGAGGAGGAAGGAGAAGAAGAACCACCUGCACAAGGAGGAGGAAAGGAAAUGGAUGAGGAAGAACUGCUUAAUGGUGAUGAUGCCGAGGACUUUCUAUUGGGCUUAGAUCACAUGGCUGACGAUUUUGUAUCAGUGAGACCUGCAGAUUAUGAAAGCAUCCAUGAUCGGUUGCAGAUGGAAAGAGAAAUGCUCUUCAUACCCAGUAGGCAGACAGUCCCUACAUAUAAAAAGCUUCCUGAGAAUGUACAGCCCAGGUUCCUGGAAGAUGAAGGCCUUUACACCGGGGUAAGACCAGAGGUGGCACGCACCAAUCAGAACAUCAUGGAGAACAGAUUGCUGAUGCAGGACCCCGAAAGAAGAUGGUUUGGAGAUGACGGCAGGAUCCUAGCUCUGCCAAACCCCAUCAAGCCAUUUCCUUCAAGGCCGCCAGUACUAACACAGGAGCAGAGCAGUAAGGCAGAGCUUGAAACACUGUAUAAAAAGGCAGUAAAAUACGUUCACAGUAGUCAGCAUGUGAUCAGAUCUGGAGACCCUCCUGGAAAUUUCCAGCUGGACAUUGAUAUUUCAGGGUUAAUCUUCACUCAUCAUCCCUGUUUUAGCCGAGAGCAUGUUUUGGCAGCCAAGCUGGCCCAGUUAUACGACCAGUACCUUGCAAGACACCAGAGAAACAAGGCGAAAUUUCUUACUGAUAAGCUCCAAGCUUUAAGAAAUGCUGUUCAGACUGGCCUUUAUCCAGAAAAACCUCAUCAGUCUCUCGACACCAUCCAAAAAACCAUCAAUGAGUAUAAAUCUGAAAUUCGACAAACAAGAAAAUUCCGUGAUGCUGAACAAGAAAAAGAUAGAACAUUGCUUAAGACCAUCAUAAAAGUUUGGAAAGAGAUGAAAUCCCUUCGAGAGUUCCAGAGAUUUACAAAUACUCCCUUGAAACUUGUUUUGAGAAAGGAAAAAGCUGACCAGAAAGCAGAUGAAGAAGCAUAUGAAGCAGAAAUUCAAGCUGAAAUAAGUGAACUGUUAGAAGAGCACACGGAGGAGUACGCACAGAAGAUGGAAGAAUACAGAACAUCGUUACACCAGUGGAAGGCCUGGAGGAAAGCGCAAAGGGCCAAGAAGAAGAAAAGGAAACAAGCAGCAGAAGAACAUCCCGAUGAUGAGAUUGCAGAGCCGUAUCCCGAGGAGGACCUUGUGAAGCCCAGCCCUCCAGAGCCCACUGAUCGGGCAGUGAUAGAGCAGGAGGUGAGGAAGAGAGCAGCCCAGAGCAGGAGGAGGCCUUGGGAGCCCACGCUGGUCCCGGAGCUAAGCCUGGCGGGAAGCGUAACACCCAAUGACCAGUGCCCCAGAGCAGAGGUCUCGAGAAGGGAGGAUGUAAAGAAGCGCUCAGUGUACUUAAAAGUGCUCUUCAACAACAAGGAGGUGUCCAGGACAGUCAGUCGGCCACUAGGAGCAGACUUCCGAGUUCACUUUGGGCAGAUUUUCAAUUUGCAAAUAGUCAACUGGCCGGAGAGUUUAACACUUCAGGUCUAUGAAACUAUUGGACACAGUAGUCCCACCUUGCUAGCAGAAGUGUUUCUGCCUAUUCCUGAGACUACUGUUGUCACUGGAAGGGCUCCUACUGAAGAAGUGGAGUUUAGCAGUAAUCAGCAUGUGACACUGGACCACGAGGGAGUUGGAAGUGGAGUGCCCUUCUCAUUUGAAGCUGAUGGCAGUAACCAGCUGACUCUGAUGACCUCAGGGAAAGUGUCUCAUAGUGUGGCAUGGGCCAUUGGAGAAAACGGGAUACCUUUAAUUCCUCCAUUGUCACAGCAGAACAUUGGAUUUUGGAGUGCUUUGAAGAAGGCAGAUGCCAUCUCAUCUAUUGGCACAUCAGGACUGACAGACAUGAAAAAAUUGGCCAAGUGGGCAGCAGAGUCCAAGCUCGACCCAAAUGACCCCAACAAUGCGCCUUUGAUGCAGCUAAUCUCGGUUGCUACCAGUGGCGAAUCCUAUGUCCCUGAUUUCUUUAGACUGGAGCAGCUGCAACAGGAGUUUAACUUUGUUUCAGAUCAAGAAUUAAAUAGAUCCAAACGAUUUAGGCUUCUUCAUCUUAGAAGCCAAGAGGUGCCAGAAUUCCGAAAUUAUAAGCAAGUUCCAGUCUAUGACCGAGAAAUUAUGGAAAAGGUAUUCCAGGACUAUGAGAAACGGUUACGAGACAGAAAUGUAAUAGAAACCAAGGAACACAUAGACACCCAUAGGGCCAUAGUAGCCAAGUACCUGCAGCAGGUUAGAGAAUCAGUGAUAAAUCGUUUCUUAAUUGCAAAACAGUAUUUUCUUCUUGCUGAUAUGAUAGUAGAAGAAGAAGUUCCCAAUAUCAGCAUUUUGGGCCUAAGCCUUUUCAAGCUGGCAGAACAAAAGCGACCACUGCGGCCAAGGAGAAAAGGUCGGAAGAAGGUGACAGCCCAAAACCUGUCUGAUGGAGACAUAAAGCUGCUGGUGAACAUUGUCCGAGCUUAUGACAUUCCAGUGAGGAAGCCGGCAGUGAGCAAAUUCCAGCAGCCGUCGAGGUCUUCAAGGAUGUUCAGUGAAAAGCAUGCUGCUUCCCCAAGCACGUACAGCCCAACCCACAAUACUGACUACCCCCUCGGCCAGGUUUUAGUACGUCCCUUUGUAGAAGUCUCUUUUCAACGAACAGUUUGCCAUACAACUACGGCUGAAGGACCAAACCCCAGCUGGAAUGAAGAACUAGAACUUCCAUUUAGGGCUCCUAAUGGAGAUUAUAGCACAGCCAGUCUGCAGUCAGUGAAAGACGUUGUGUUCAUUAACAUUUUUGAUGAAGUACUGCAUGAUGUCUUAGAGGAUGACCGUGAAAGAGGAAGUGGAAUCCAUACUCGUAUUGAGAGACACUGGCUGGGAUGUGUGAAAAUUCCAUUUAGCACAAUAUAUUUCCAAGCAAGGAUUGAUGGAACAUUUAAAAUAGAUAUUCCCCCAGUUCUUCUGGGCUACAGUAAGGAGCGAAAUAUGAUUCUUGAGCGGGGUUUUGAUUCUGUCGGAAGCUUAAGUGAAGGCUCCUACAUUACCCUCUUUAUUACCAUUGAGCCCCAGCUGGUUCCUGGAGAGUCCAUUCGAGAAAAGUUUGAGUCUCAGGAAGAUGAGAAAUUACUUCAAGCAACUGAGAAGUUUCAAGCUGAAUGUGCCCUAAAGUUUCCAAAUCGUCAGUGCCUUACAACAGUAAUUGAUAUAAGCGGAACAACUGUUUUUAUCACACGUUAUCUCAAACCUUUAAACCCUCCUCAGGAGCUCCUUAAUGUCUACCCCAAUAAUCUACAGGCAACUGCAGAACUAGUGGCUCGAUAUGUGUCCUUGAUUCCCUUCUUGCCUGACACUGUCUCAUUUGGUGGUAUCUGUGACCUCUGGAGCACAUCUGAUCAAUUUCUUGAUCUCCUGGCAGGGGAUGAAGAAGAACAUGCAGUACUAUUGUGUAAUUACUUUCUGUCUCUGGGUAAGAAGGCCUGGCUGUUGAUGGGCAAUGCUAUUCCUGAGGGUCCAACUGCCUAUGUGCUAACUUGGGAGCACGGUCGUUAUUUAAUAUGGAAUCCCUGCAGUGGACAUUCUUAUGGACAAUUUGAUAUAUUCUGUCCCUUGAAAAAUGUGGGCUGUUUAAUAGGUCCUGAUAAUAUUUGGUUUAAUAUUCAACGAUAUGAUUCUCCACCAAGGAUAAAUUUUGAUGUCACGAGGCCCAAGCUAUGGAAAUCUUUCUUUUCAAGAAGCCUUCCAUAUCCUGGCCUUUCCAGUGUUCAGCCUGAAGAGCUAAUUUACCAGCGCUCAGACAAAGCAGCUGCAGCUGAGCUACAAGACAGGAUUGAAAAAAUACUAAAAGAAAAAAUCAUGGACUGGAGGCCACGCCAUCUGACUCGGUGGAAUAGGUAUUGUACCUCUACUCUGCGUCACUUCUUGCCUCUGUUAGAAAAAAGUCAAGGAGAAGAUGUAGAAGAUGACCACAGAGCAGAACUGCUAAAACAGCUGGGAGACUACAGGUGACUUCCUCCACUAAAGUCCGGAACCCUAUAAAGACAUCCAUUGAGAGUUGGAAUCAACUUCAUCCAAACUUGUUAAUGUUGACAUUCUGACCUCCUCCAAUGAAUCACAAAUAUUCUUAAUGGCACCUAGAAUGGUGAAUCCUUCUAUUGAAUCCUUUCCAGAAUAUUUUCAAUUUACUUUGCCCUGAUCCAUCAGAGGAAUCACUAUCUAUGGCAACUAUAGCCAUACAAAAUGUAUUUCUUAAUAAGACUUGAAAGUCAAAAUUAUUCCUUGAUCCAUGGAGUAAUUCUGCGUGGAGCUGCAGAACGGAUGUUGUGUUAACAGGUAUGAAAACAAUAAUCUCCUUGUACAUCUCCACCAGAGCUCUUGGGUGACCAGGAGCCUUGUCUAUAAGCCAUAACGUUUUGAAAGAAAUUUUUUGAGCAGGUCUCAACAGUGGGCCUAAAAUAUUCAGCAAACCGUGCUGUACACAGAUGUACUGUCAUACUAGCUUUGUUGUUCCAUUUACAGAGCACAGAGUAGACUUAGCAAUAAUUCUUAAGGGCCUUAGGUUUUUCAGAAUGGCAAAUGAGCAUUCUCUUCAACAUAGUCACUAGCUGCAUCAAUCUCUAACAUAAGAGUCCACCUGCCCUUUCAAGCCAGGCAUUGAUUCCUCCUCUCUAGCUAUUAAAGAUUUAGAUAAAGAUGGCAUCUUCUUCCAAUAGAAGGCUGUUUUGUCUAGACACUGAAAAUCUGUUAUUUAAUGUAGCCACUUUCAAAUCAAUGACCUUAGCUAGAUCUUCUGAAUAACCUGCUGCAGCUUCUAUAUUAGCACUUGCUACUUCACCUUGUAUUUUUGUUAUAGAGAAGGUUUCUUUCCUUAAACCUCAUGAAUCAACCUCUGCUAGCUUCAACCUUUUCUGAAGCUUCCUCACUUCUCUCAGCCUUCAUGGAAUUAAAGAGAGUUAGGGUCUUACUCUGAAUUAGGCUUUGGCUUAAGGGAAUUUUAUGGCUAGUUUCAUCUAUUCAGACCACUAAAACUUUCUCCAUAUCAGUAAUAAAGCUGUUUCACUUUCUUAUCAUUAGGUGUUCACUGGAGUAGCACUUUUAAUUUCCUUCAAGAACUUUCCUGUUGCAUUCACAACUUUGCUGUAUGGCACAAGAAGCGUAGAUUUGGGCCUAAGUUUUCAACAUGCCUUGCUCACUAAGCCUAAUCAUUUCUAGCUUUUCAUUUAAAGUGAGAGACAUGACUCUUCCUUUCACUUCAACACUUAAAGUCCACUGCAAGGUUAUAAGCUGGGGCCUAAUUUCAAUAUUGUUGUGUCUCUAGGAAGAGGGAGGUCUGAGGAGGAGAGAGACAGGAACCGCUGGUCAGUGGAGCAAUCAGAACAUAUAUAAUAUUUAUCAAUUAAGUUUUCUGUCUUAUUAGGGCACAGUUCAUGGCAUUCCAAAGCAAUUACAAUAGUAACAACAAUCACUGGCCACAGAUCACCACAACAGAUUUAAUAAUAGUGAAAAACUAUGAAAUACUCUAAGAAUUAUCAAAAUAUACGAGACAUGAAGGGAGAAGUUUUAUUGGAAACAUGGCACCAAUAGACUGGCUCAACACAAAGUUGCCAUAAACCUUCCAUUUGUAAAAAAAUGCAUUAUCUGCAAAGUGCAAUAAAGCAAAACGCAAUAAAAUGACAUAUGCCUGUAUCUCUAUCGAUAGGAGGAACAUUGCCAUUUUCUUCUACAUGACAUAAAAUUGUACUAAAAGGCACUAGUAUGUGCCUUUCUGGGUGGCAGGCCUCCACUCUUAUGAUGUUUUAACAAAGCAAAGUAGAUAUACUUACAGAUUCAAAUUUUGACUACUGAGUAACUCAUUUCAAAAAGAAAAUUCAGCUCAAUAAAAUUCAGUAUCUGUCUAAAACUAUUUGUCAGGGUAAUAAGUUCAUGGGAACUCCAAAGACAAAGUAUUUAGUCCCACUCUGUACUAAAGUAAACCUGGAUUGAGAUUUAUAAUAAAAAUCACAACACAACAGUAUUACUUGGUAAAGUCCUCAAAGUAGAUUUUAUUUAUACAUUUCUUCAAAUGAUUGUGGUAUUUUAAAAAAAUCUCUCCCAAAUUUGACGACAUAGGGACAGUGGUGAGAACAAGGUAUCCUUAAAGGAAACAAAUAUGGAUUGGUGCUUUCCUAGCUCACUGAGCUAACACUCAGAAGCCAAUUUAUUCUAUAAUCCUAAAGAACCUUAAAUGUGGGUUUGUUUGAAUUGGCCUUCUGAGAAUUGUUGAAAUAAAGAAAAUAUUACGGAAAAGAGAUUA
Molecule: messenger RNA, 7152 nt
Organism: Pongo pygmaeus (Bornean orangutan)
Lineage: Eukaryota; Metazoa; Chordata; Mammalia; Primates; Hominidae
Gene: CC2D2A
Product: coiled-coil and C2 domain containing 2A
Exons: 37
Coding region: 195-4868 (1557 amino acids)
Biological process (GO): protein localization to ciliary transition zone; non-motile cilium assembly
Cellular component (GO): ciliary transition zone
Source: RefSeq, a predicted model, not a curated record